Molecule: messenger RNA, 3963 nt
Organism: Brettanomyces nanus
Lineage: Eukaryota; Fungi; Ascomycota; Pichiomycetes; Pichiales; Pichiaceae
Exons: 2
Coding region: 1-3963 (1320 amino acids)
Biological process (GO): exocytosis; Golgi to plasma membrane transport
Cellular component (GO): plasma membrane; exocyst
Molecular function (GO): phosphatidylinositol-4,5-bisphosphate binding
Source: RefSeq, a predicted model, not a curated record
AUGGCCCUACCGGGACAUAAGCAUACAGGUUCUUCGGAUCUUGCAUUCCAGUACGAGCGAGAUAUUCAUCAGAUAGAGAAGUUUCUAUUUCGAGAAAGAGACGAUCAAGGACGUCGACUAGAGAAAUACUUGGCCCAUGUUCGAGUUGUGGAGGACUCCAGAUCGCCCAAUCAACGUCCACCAGAAAAUUCGGCUCCAAACAACAAGAAAUACCGGCUUCUGGUCCUCACAGUGAAAAUAUCUGGACGUAUGAGAAUGCAUAAGGCUCGUGAAAGCCCCGAUGGACUCAUUCAAAUUGGACGUACAUGGGACUUUGAUCAAUUAUCAUUAAUAGAUAUAGAUGAGGAUGUUCCAACUGGAUUCGCAUUUACUAUGGGUAAGCGAUACUACUGGGAGACGCAUAGUCCCAAGGAAAGGCGUGUUUGGUUGACCACUGUGUUAGAGCACUUUAUUAGAUACACCAAGGGAGGUGUUCCAGAGUUGGUUAACUGUUCUGUUCAAUACUUCCAUUUGGAUGGUCUCUUGGCUUCUGUGAAGGGGAAGCAUUCCGUAUCUCAGCAGAAGUACAGGUCUAUCCCGGCAGCUCUUGCUCCUACAGCUUCUACUACUUCUUCUGGUUCUGAAACUGCACCUUCUACUGGUGUACAGAAGUCUGCUUCUGUACCUAUACCUAUGAUAGUGCCAGCGUCUGUAUCUGGGUCUACGCGAUCUCCCGUUAAAAAAGGACAUCCUUCGCUGCAUUUUGGCCAUUCUAGAAAUGUGUCAGUCUCUUCUAAUAAUAGUGAAGAAGGUGGUAAGAGAAGAUCCCUGUUGCUGCCCUUUCGAAGAGCUUCUUCAAAACGGAAGCAGGCUGAAAAAGAAGCUGAGAAAGAGAAAGAUAAAGAUCUGGCCGAUAAAGAAAGACAAGAACAGUUACGUAAACAAGUUCUCCAGGAGAAAGAGAGGCAAAUGAAGAUUCAGCAGGAGGAUACGCAAGCUGAGUUACAUAGGCAGAAGCAGCUGGAAAUAGAGAGGGAGCGGGAGCUUCUGCAAAAGAGAGGAAAGGUGAUGAAUGAGACCGAAAGAUACGCUGAUAAUGAUAACUCGUUGGACCGGAAGAAGUCUAUCGCUUCAUCGGUUGAAGAUGGGAGUCUGGAUAACAGUGAAAAUGAAAACGAUUACGACUUUUUGGAGGAUUACGCUGAAAAUGAAAGUCUCGAAGAUAACAUUGUCGAACCUCAUACUGCACCAUUACGUCUUUCCGAGCCCGGUGUGGUCCCCGCUGAUAUGGUUGGCGAUUCUUCCGAUGGACGAUCAAUUGAUGAAACCUUGCCGAAUUCUCGUUAUCGUUCUGUUGAGGACACAUCCGACUUACCCGAUGACAUCAAACAAUUGGUUUCUCCUGUUCAAGAUGAUGGUGACAGCGACCUUGAAGCUAAUGAUGAAGAGCCUGAGAUGCCUCUCGCGCUUGAAGCUACUGACAGUAAGUUAGCUGUCCCGAUAAUAAAUGCCACGUUACAACCUCCUGAACGACUUCAUGCGCGGUCCCGAGCAUUUAGCAGGGUGGAGGAAGAAAAGAAGGACAACGAUUUUUCUGAUUUGUUUGAAGAGAUUGGAUACGAUCCAAUGGUUGAUGACUACAGUAGUUUGGAAAAGAAGCUUCACAAAGAGCUUGAAAGAUUGCAGUAUGAUAAGAUUAAUGCGGCAACUGAGAUGGCCGGUGCCAGCACAUCAUUGAAAAAGUCAAUGGAGGAUGCCCUUGGAGAGUGCGCCAAAAUUGACGCUGGCUUAUCUCUCUUUGGAGUCCAGUUGUCUGGUUUCCAGGAAAAUGUAAGCUAUAUUGAGAAACAGGGACAUGGUUUGCAAGUGGAAACCACCAAUAAAAAGCUUCUCAAGAAGGAGCUUAAAGAGAUUUUAUUCUCUGUUGAUAUUGGUGAGGACAAGCUACGCUAUUUGUUAAGCUUUAAAGUUUCAUUAAAUCAAGAUACUACCAAAAUUGAGCAAGUAUUAGACCAGUUAUACGGCUCUCUGAUGAAGAUGAAAGGUACCUCGUCUCAGGAUCGGGCUGAUUUGUUAUCAAAUAUGAAAGCUCUUCGAGAGAAACGUGCCAAACUUGAGAACGUCUCGCAGACGUUUGUAGCAAACUUGCGCAAAGAUAUCAAGAAAAUAUUCAAAUCUGUAUCAUUAAGCCUUACUUCUAAGUUACAGUCACUGCGAGCAGAAGACUUUCUGACGACUUUCUUCCGUCCAGUGUUGGUCCGAAAAGUCUCAAGCUUGCUGGCACUCAGUGGUAUCUUAGCGUUUGUCAAGCGGGUAUCUCCAGACGACUUUAACGAGAUUCUUGCUAUGUUUAGCGAGAUAUUUCAAGACUUCUACACCAACUUGGGUGAUAAAUUCCUCAAGCAGUUCAAUGCUCAAUUGAGUCAGAUAUCUUUUUCACCAUUCGAAUUUAACAGUGCACCGAAGGAUUUUAUUGACCAAUCUUGUAUGAAGAUGAAGAAUGGAAUUACAACUAAGAGCAGAAAGACUGGAAGUAACAAGAUUUUGGAGGAACUAGGACUUUCUUCUCCUUCGAACACAGCCAAUGACGCCUUUGACCUGGUCACUAGUGAUGAGAAUAGUAGCAAUGGCUCUGAAGAUUUUGCAUCCAACGCUAUGCUGAGUAAUUUACUAAUUAGCUGUAUGAAUGUCAUGGCAUUACAGCAGGAGCUCUUUACGGAGUUGUUCUCGCUCUCUUCAUCAAGUGAUAGCCAAUUUCAAUCCCUCAUCAAGGUGCCAAUGGAACAGCGGAUCUCCAAUUUUGCCAAUAUGGGCGAUUUUCUUGGAGGUGCAGUGGAGACGGAUCGUGAAAUCAGUGAUAGUAUUUAUGAAAUCAUGAAAAGCAUGUUUGGUGGUGUGAUCAAUGACCUGUUCAAGGCACUUUUGUCGAUUGCUAAGCAGAAUAUACUGCAGCCGCCGUCUAUCUUACUUCUCUUGCAGAAUUUAUCUCUUAGUGUGGCCUCUACUAAUCAGGAAUACGUUUACAGUCGAUUCACUAAACUGGAGUCAAGAAUCAGAACAAUUUGGGAGAGGCAGAGUGAAGAGCAGACCCAGAUCAUAUUGAAUACGGAUGUUUUCUGUCGAGUGAUGAAUUUCUCCAAGGCUUUUCCGGUUUACUUCAGGAAGGUUGAGCAAAAUCUCGUGUCUUUGAAGACCGAGAACUUGAGCCAGCUGCCGAUUCAUCAAAAGUUGGUUGGUACCAGUGAACAUUUCUGGGGGGUUAUCACUCGUACGUUGAUUAGGGGUGUCGAAAAUAUUUCUGACGAUUCAUUAAAGGGCAUCUCUGUUGCUUUUCCUGCUGCAGUCACCACUAUUGACGCCGUUGCCGACACUUCCUCGUCGACUAUUGAACUGAAUAGUAUGCGAACAUCUGACAACAUGUACAAACAUUUGGCAUUACUUCUCAACUAUAAAUGGAUGGUGGAUCAGAUGAAGGACUUGUCGCUUAUUCCAUCUAGUAUAAAGAGGGAAGCGGAUGAAUCGAGAUCCAGAGAGUUAGGAGUGUUUACAGAUCAACUUUCAAAAAGGCAUUCGAUUGGAGAGUUGGUGAGAUUUGUCAACGGACUUGAAGGACUUAUUAAAACGAAUACAGAUCCUUCUAAAACCAACUCUUAUUCUGCCCAAAACUUAAAAAAGUUGCUUGAGAGGUUUAAAGGAAACAACCUUAAGGUGAACAUCAAGGAGUUGGCUUCUGAUUUGCAUCAGGAAUUGUCAGGAAAAUGCUGCCGGGAGGGUUCCGUGGAGCAGGAAAACAGUUACAGUUUGGCAGUGUCCAAGGCGAUCGAAAAUGACUUAUUCAACAAUUGCAUGAGCUCACUUUCCGUCCUCUACACUACGACUUUCUCAAAGCUCAAUCCAAUCAUCAAACAGUAUUAUGAGGGAGUGACAAAUCCGGUUGAUAAGAUUCUCAUUAGCUUCAAUUUCAAUAAGGAGUUUAUCAAUUAA